Neomonachus schauinslandi (Hawaiian monk seal) is the source of this 1067-nucleotide messenger RNA. It is a transcript of the gene ETV7, whose product is annotated as ETS variant transcription factor 7. Gene Ontology annotation, cellular component: nucleus. The transcript is spliced from 8 exons. Lineage: Eukaryota; Metazoa; Chordata; Mammalia; Carnivora; Phocidae. Bases 1 to 1062 code for a protein of 353 amino acids. Gene Ontology annotation, molecular function: sequence-specific DNA binding; DNA-binding transcription factor activity, RNA polymerase II-specific. The record is from RefSeq and is a predicted model, not a curated record. Gene Ontology annotation, biological process: cell differentiation; regulation of transcription by RNA polymerase II.
AUGAAAAACUUGAAUCAGAAAAAUGAAAUUUAUCAAGUGUUCACUCUGUACAAAGUGUUGAAGGAGGGAGCAUUGGCCAGCUCUUCUGUGAGGCCCGAGGCAGCCACACCACCCCCAGGCACCCAGGCUAGAUGUGAAGCUAGAAUGAACUUCCUGGGUGAAGGGGGAAUCUGCAAGCUGCCAGGAAGACUCCGCAUCCAGCCGGCACUCUGGAGCAGGGAGGACGUGUUGCACUGGCUGCACUGGGCUGAGCAGGAGUACUCUCUGCAGCGCACUGGGGAGCAUGGGUUUGAGAUGAACGGCCGAGCCCUCUGCAUUCUCACCAAGGAUGACUUCCGGCUUCGUGCACCUGGUUCAGGUGACGUCCUGUAUGAGCUGCUUCAGUACAUCAAGACCCAGAGGCAAGCCCUAGUGUGUGGACCCUUUUCUGGAGGGGCCUUCAGGCAGAAGAUGCCCACUCAGCACUGCCUCUGCCUCCUGGAAGAGGGGACUGGGCCCCCUCAGUUGGCCCCCCGAAGGGAUCUCCUGCAGCAACCAUCACACCUGGGGCUUGCCAGCUCCUUGAGUCCCUUGGCCAAGGGGCCCCUUGGCAGGGAGGUGUCCCUCAACGUUUCUCACUGUGCGGAGCUGGGCUGCAGGGCUGAGGGAUCCUGCUCCUUCCCCACCAUACCGCAGGCCCCCAUUGAUGGCAGGAUCGCUGACUGCCGGCUACUGUGGGAUUACGUGUAUCAGCUGCUCUCGGACGCCAGGUACGAGCCCUACAUCAGGUGGGAAGACAAGAAUGCCAAGAUCUUCAGAGUUGUGGAUCCAAACGGGCUUGCCAGACUCUGGGGAAACCAUAAGAACCGGGUGAACAUGACCUAUGAGAAGAUGUCUCGUGCCUUGCGUCACUACUAUAAGCUGAACAUCAUUAAGAAGGAACCCGGGCAGAAACUCCUGUUCAGAUUUCUGAAGACACCUGGGAAGGUGAGCCAGGACGAGGACAGCCGCCUGGAGCAGCCAGAGAGCCAGGAGCAGGACGGGAUGGAUUUCAAGGAGGAGAUGCUGGAAGUCUCUCCAUGAGGGGC